AUGUCACUCAGAGCGAAAUCCCACACCGACCUGCAGGCGGCUGGGUGCUCCUCGCUAGACGGCAGCUUGUACAAGUCUUUCUCCAUGAGCAGCAGUAACGUUAACAGAGGCAACCGGUUCGGGAACGCGACAGCGGAAGAGGUCAAAGGUCUUGCCAGACCGUCCAGGAGGCCCGUACGGGUGGUCAGGCCGGUCAGCGCCAUCAGCACCAAUGGCUCCUUCCUUCAGAUCAACCAUCUGCAAGGAGAGCUGGUCAGAAAGAGGAAGGAAUGCGAGGAUCUGAGAAAAGAAAACAAGUACUUGUCUAAUGAGAUCCACAUGGAGCGGAUUAUGAUGCGUACAGAGAAUGAACUGACCAUGAGGAACCUCAGGAAUCUGAACCAGGAGCUGCAGACUCAAGUCAAAGAGAAACAAAAGGCAGGCCUCUACUGUUUCCUGACUAAGUCAUUACAGUAUACAUCCACCUAUCUCUGUGACCCACAUCAGCUGAAGCAGAAGCUGUAUCAGAGCCAGCAGAGGGCGACCUUGUGCUCAAGAGCUGCAGACGAGGCGGAGGAGUCCAGAGCGGAGGCGGAGAAGUGCAGGGCCCUAGCUGAGGCUCGGGCCCUUGGGUAUCAGCGGGACAAGGGGGCAGCAGAGGCUGACAGGAGCCGCAUGAGUGAGGAACUGCAGCAUCUUAAAAAAGAGCACACUGAUCUGCAGCUUUUACUAGCAAAAGCAGAGAAGAGUUACUUUGAAAACAAGCUGAAGCUGGACCGGGUGUCUGGGGAGAAACAGGCCUUGCUGCAGGAGAACAGGAGCCUAGAGGGAGACAGAGAUGACCUCCGACACAAGCUGAGACAGAUUACAGAGGAAAAUGUCCAAAUUAAACAGAGUGAGGUGAAUUCGAGGCGCAGAGCGAUGGCGUCGGAGGAGGAGGGCAAAAAGGCCAACCAGGCUCAGCAGGAGGCCGAGGCCGAAAGGCGUCUGGCUGAGAAGGAGAGACAGGAGAGAACGGCCGAGUGUCUCAGCUGGAGGGAGAAGCACCAGGAGUUAGCCGACAGGUUCCGAGCUCAGGAGGACCUGAAGGCUCUGAGGCAGAACAAAGCAUGUCAAGCCAACAUCAAGAGUUAUUUCCUCUGCAUGACAGAAAGCGAUCAGAGGGUGAAAAUUCUCAAAAAUCAAGAUGGCACGCCAAGAAAUUUUACGGAGGGAGACCCUGUGUACAUUUCCACUCCUGAGUCCAGUCCUGAAGAGCCUGAAAGAAUUCCAUCCAGGACCAUGUUCAGGGUCUCUGCCCCACACACGGGGAGGGAUCUGGGCCCGAGUCACUUCGAUGAGCUGCCCCCCUUUGGAGGAGAGCGGCCUGACUCUGCCCCUCCACGCAGAAGCAGGAAGGUGGUGGAAUACUUCUGGAUCCCUACAGAACAAGAAUAGUCAAAAAUUAACAUUUUGUCAUAGAAAAGUUGCUUUGUUUGGUCAUUACUGCAGCCAGAGGAGAUUUUUCACUCAGUUUUUAUGAGUUACAGAGAAGCAAAAUGAUUGUUGUUGGGGAAAAUGCUGAGAUGACAUGAACCUCUAGGUCCUGGUCCACUCUCGCAACAUGCCAGCCUGCAAUUUAUCACCAUACAGCCUGAAUAAUCUCCCUCUGCCUCCACAGUC
Sander lucioperca (pikeperch) is the source of this 1641-nucleotide messenger RNA. Its product is annotated as myosin-11. The coding region runs from base 1 to 1416 and encodes 471 amino acids. The record is from RefSeq and is a predicted model, not a curated record. Lineage: Eukaryota; Metazoa; Chordata; Actinopteri; Perciformes; Percidae. The transcript is spliced from 8 exons.